Messenger RNA from Laccaria bicolor S238N-H82, 785 nucleotides. RefSeq lists its product as uncharacterized. Gene Ontology annotation, biological process: mitochondrial electron transport, NADH to ubiquinone; mitochondrial respiratory chain complex I assembly. The coding region runs from base 1 to 675 and encodes 224 amino acids. The transcript is spliced from 3 exons. Lineage: Eukaryota; Fungi; Basidiomycota; Agaricomycetes; Agaricales; Hydnangiaceae. The record is from RefSeq and is a predicted model, not a curated record. Gene Ontology annotation, cellular component: mitochondrion.
AUGAAAGGCGCGGAAGCGCCUCCUCGUGACCCCAGGAUAUUGUUCUCAUUUAACACCAAAGAAGAUAUUCGACAGUACGCGACGGGAUGUGACGCGGACAUUGGCGGCAACUCAACAGUGCAUCUCGACUUGGACGAGAACCCACAACACAACAGCAGCAUUGGAAAGGCUGCGACUGGCGUGUUUUGGGGAGAGAUGCGGCUAGACGUGAAGCCCGGGAUGGAGAAGAAGAUCAGAGGUGGGUAUGCUGGGUUUCGCAAUAUGAACAGACCGACCAUCUUUGGAAACAUGAUGGAAGACGUAUCAAACCACCACUUUCUUGCUUUGCGUUUGCGCGUAGCUGGGGAUCCGCGAACACAUAAUUCGUACUAUGUGAACCUCCAAACUGACGGCCCUAUUUCCACCGACCUAUGGCAGCAUAGACUCUUUUUCCGAAGGCGUGACAACACAUGGGAAGAUAUCUUUAUACCGUUUGACAACUUUGUACGCACCAACUCGGGCGAGAUGUCCGAAAAUCAAAUUAAAAUGUAUCGGGAAAAAAUUCGAAGUGUGGGUAUAUCGUUAUUGGGCGGUAACAGUGCUGUUACGGGCAAAUUUGAGCUGGGGAUUGACACAAUACGUGCGGUAAAUGAAGAGGACCUUGGAGCGACAAGUGUUUCCCCGCAUUCUCCCUGAAUUCAAAUUGUCCAGACGAGGGAUCGGAAAAAUUAGAAUCGUAGUUCGAACAUCGCAUGUGUGAUAAAACACUGACCAUCCCCGUUGGAAUGAUACGCAUACCUCACCCG